AGUGUUUGCCUCUGUUGACAUGGUUACCGAAAUUUUGUAAUGCAAUUGUUAUCUUUAAUUAAUUUUGUUUUUUCAAUUAUCCAUUAAUUUAUUUACUCUAUUUAACUAAUUAAAAUGAUACUAAAUCAAUUUACUAAGUGUCUAUGUCGUGCAAUGCAUAAUCAAACUCGUCACGCUGUGGUAUACAUCGAUGGUUCUUGUAUAAACAAUGGUCAACAUGAUGCUCGAGCUGGAAUCGGAGUUUACUGGGGUCCAGAUGAUGAUCGUAAUUUAAGUAUACCCUUAGAAGGAUCUCAAACAAGCAAUAGAGCGGAAUUAAAUGCUGCCUUGUGGGCAAUUAGGCAAGCAAGGAAACACGAUUAUCAUUCAAUAACACUGAGAACCGAUAGCGAGUAUUUAGUCAAUUCAACAACCAAAUGGAUUGAUAGAUGGAAAGAAAAUGGUUGGAAAGCGCAAAAUGGCUUAGGAAUUAAGAACAAGAGUGACAUUUUCGCCUUGGUUAAUGCUUUAAAAACAAUUGAUGUUAAAUUUGAGAAGAUUCUUGGACAUUCUGGAGAUCCUGGUAACGAUGCUGCCCACAAGUUAGCCAAACAAGCUGCCAUUGUCGCUUAUCAAGAAUGUAGAUGAUGAUUAGACUCGCUUUAAGUUUGUCCAAUAUAAAAAUGAUUGUUCCAUUUCAAUUGAUCAAAUUAAUUGAAAUAGUUUCGAACUGAAAAAGUAAGUUAAGUUAACUUAAUUGUAGAUAUAAAAUAAAACAUAACCCUAGUGAAACAAAGACGUUGCGAAUCUUGUCAAUGAAAUUGAAACAUAAAAAACUUCAAGUUUU
Molecule: messenger RNA, 826 nt
Organism: Tetranychus urticae (two-spotted spider mite)
Lineage: Eukaryota; Metazoa; Arthropoda; Arachnida; Trombidiformes; Tetranychidae
Product: ribonuclease H1-like
Biological process (GO): DNA replication, removal of RNA primer
Molecular function (GO): RNA-DNA hybrid ribonuclease activity; nucleic acid binding
Source: RefSeq, a predicted model, not a curated record